Messenger RNA from Perca fluviatilis (European perch), 1387 nucleotides. It is a transcript of the gene clic2, whose product is annotated as chloride intracellular channel 2. Gene Ontology annotation, biological process: chloride transmembrane transport; negative regulation of ryanodine-sensitive calcium-release channel activity. Lineage: Eukaryota; Metazoa; Chordata; Actinopteri; Perciformes; Percidae. The record is from RefSeq and is a predicted model, not a curated record. Gene Ontology annotation, molecular function: chloride channel activity. The transcript is spliced from 6 exons. The coding region runs from base 288 to 1022 and encodes 244 amino acids.
CCUCUCCCCUGACUUGUGAAGUAAGUUCAGAGCGAUAGCCUCCAAGGAGCCCUCAGACAAAACCUAACCAGCCAGGAGGUGUUACACUUUCUCCUGACAACCACGACCGCAGAGACACUUGAAACCAGAGCAGCACUUGUUCAAGGGCUCUGUUAUCUGAUUUCUUUCUCUCCAGCUCUGUGGGUGGAUUUCUGGGGUGCAAAGAACUUCAGGAGAAACUUUGACUGGAGCAAGGAUUAAAAAUAAAGGAAAGUGAAUUAAACUUAUUUAACUUUUGUUGGGACAACAUGGCACUUCGGCAGAACUCUGACAAGGAGCCAAGCAUUGAGUUGUUCAUUAAGGCUGGACAUGAUGGUGAGAACGUGGGGAACUGUCCGUUCUGUCAGCGGCUCUUCAUGGUUUUGUGGCUGAAAGGAGUCAAGUUUACAGUGACCACGGUCGACAUGAGGAAGAAGCCAGCUGAGCUCAAAGACCUGGCCCCUGGGACCAACCCUCCUUUCCUCCUCUACAACGGCACCCUCAAAACAGACUUCAUCAAAAUCGAGGAGUUUCUUGAACAAACAUUGGCCCCUCCCAGGUAUCCUCAUCUCAGCCCGCUAAACAAAGAGUCCUUUGACGUGGGUGCUGACAUUUUUGCAAAGUUCUCUGCUUUCAUCAAGAACAGUCCCAAUAACGCCUUCCACGAGAAAAACCUGCUGCGGGAGUUCAAGCGCUUGGACAACUACCUGAUCUCGCCUCUCCCCGAGGAGAUCGACCACAACUCCAGAGAAACCAUCACCAUCUCCAAGAGGAAGUUUCUGGACGGGGACCGCCUCACUUUGGCUGACUGCAACCUGCUGCCCAAACUGCACGUUAUCAGGGUUGCUGCCAAGAAGUACUGCGACUUUGACAUCCCUGCAGAGUUCACAGGCGUGUGGACAUACCUUCAAAACGCCUACGAGAGAGAGGAGUUCAAACAGACGUGUCCGGCUGAUGUUGAAAUCGAGAAGACUUACUUCAAUGUAGUCAACAAGAGGAAAUAAAACCUUUGAUGCUCUGUCCCGUUUUUGUUUUACUUAGUGUAAGCGUCCACUUGGAGAUGGUGAUCUGUAGAGGGCGCUACAACCUACAAGAGUAAACUGUGGCCAUGAAUCAGACACUAUUCCACCUUAAAAACCUUCACCUGUUGUUGGAGUAAGACUUUGGGACAUGCUGAAGCAAAAUGUUUUAUUGGUUGUAUGUAUUGACUGUGUAUUCAUAGUCACUCAGACAGAUGGUAUCUUUAUGCCACGUUGAAAAGGCCACAUGUGCAAUUGAUGUUUCUGUUUAUAGUGUAAAUAGAUAUUUUCCAUGCUGAUGAUUCAAUUCUCUCACUAUCGUACUAAUAAAAACGAUUAUCAAACUCAAA